AUGGCGGUGGAGACGCUCAGGCUGAGGAAAGACGGCUUCCUCGGCGGCGCCGGGCAGGACCCGGCGGCGCCGCCGAGUAGCGUGAGCGUGGCGGCAGCAGCGGCGGCGGCGGGGCAGGGGAAGGAGGCGCACUUCCGGGGAGUGCGUAAGCGGCCGUGGGGCAGGUUCGCCGCGGAGAUCCGGGAUCCGUGGAAGAAGACGAGGAAGUGGCUGGGCACCUUCGACACCGCCGAGGAGGCCGCCCGGGCCUACGACGAAGCGGCGCGGAACCUCCGCGGCCCUAAGGCGAAGACAAACUUCAGCUACUCCUCGCCGGCGUUGACCUGCGGCGAGGCGGCGGCGGCCUCCGCUCUGUCCCUCUCACCGUCAUUGUCGUCGUCAGGGUCUCCGCCGUCGCCGUACACGCAGAUGCCGCCGCCGCCACCUCCGCCGCCGCUCUGGUUGCCAGGGGGCUUCGACUGCCGGGACCUCUACCCCUCGGCGGCGUACCAGCGGUUCGAGGCGGCGGCGAGGGCGGAGCAGGAGAGGAUGGUGGCGGCGGCGCGGGCUCUGCCGCGGAAACCCUUUGAGGAAAUGGGACCGGCCCACCUGCGGCUGCAGCUGCAGCAGAGCGCCGCCGGCGCCGCCGACGAGACGAAGAAGCCGGCGUUGGCGUUCGAUCUCAACCUCCCGCCGCUCCCUCUCUGA
This is a messenger RNA of Spirodela intermedia, 687 nucleotides long. The record is from the annotation of a GenBank genome assembly. Lineage: Eukaryota; Viridiplantae; Streptophyta; Magnoliopsida; Alismatales; Araceae.